Molecule: messenger RNA, 1366 nt
Organism: Medioppia subpectinata
Lineage: Eukaryota; Metazoa; Arthropoda; Arachnida; Sarcoptiformes; Oppiidae
Source: the annotation of a GenBank genome assembly
AUAUAUGCAUUGAUAGGACGGUAACGGAAAGCGUGUCAUUGAAUGGACAAAAUUGUACGCAAAAAACGGUGUCAUCGCUGAAGAGCUGCAACUGUCGGCACAGCCAGUGUUGGGCCACUGGACUAUAGGUGUGACGGCGUUGAGACACAACACCACUAAGACAUUCACUGUCGUCGACGAUAUGUUUCCCACGUUUGACGUGGAGGUAGUGUUGCCAACAUAUGUGACCAGAAAUCGGUCAGAAGUGGUGGCACUCAUUAAGGCAUUUGACACCAAUGGGAAGGCUAUUAAGGGAGACCUCAUUCUUAUUGUUCGAACCGACCAUUUUUAUAUACCGAGUAAAUAUCGGACAAAAACUGCGAUCGAUGGAAGCGCCACAUUGGCUAUCAAUUUAGCGGACGAUUUACUAAUCGAUCACCGCUUAGACAACGAUAACCUCGAGCUUAAAGUGACGGCAGUAGUGAGGGAUAAGUUGACCGGAAAGCAGUGCAACCGAACCAAUACAGUGAAGGUAACCGAAACGGAUUUUAAGUUUCAAGUGAUAACGCCGUCGAACGCAUACAAACCGGGAUUGAAAAACACGUUUGUCGGCAAAGUUUGCACACAAGACGGCAAACCAGUGGCCGAUAGCGGACUGCAACUCAAACUCAAAUACGGCUAUUCAUCGAAUGAGAGUGAAUGGAGAGACAGUCCGUUACUGUUGUCGCCAACCAAUGGACUCAUUAAGUUUGAUGUGUUUCCGCCCAGAGAUAUAUACGAAUUGGUAGUUAAAGCCGAAUAUAUGGGAAACACGUAUUAUAUACCUAGUUCGCGGGCUACGACCCGGUCCGGGCACUACAUGCAAGUGAUCCGUUUGGACACAACCGACAUCACUGUCGGACAGGACGUAAAAUUCGUGGUGAAUGCGACCGAACCUAUCGUACGAUUGGUGUGCGAAGUGAUGGGAAAGGGAGACAUAGCGUGGGCUAAAAGUUUUGACACCAAUAAUAAUACCGGUUAUGAGUUCAGUGUCGCGACUGUGCCUCAAAUGGCGCCGUCGGCUCGGGUUCUGUGCCAUUACGUGCGGCCCGACAACCGGGAAGUGGUGGCCGACGAUCUCGGCUUCGAUGUGAUUCCACCACUGAUUGGGACGCCCUUUGCAGUCAACGCCGACACCCGUCCGACCAAACCGGGAGAGAUGUGCGCCACUGAAGCCAACACUCGUCACAACCCGUUUGUCGACAUCAGUGGCGCUGAUAUAAUGAACGAACUGAAGACAUACGUCGAGAAACCCUAUUCUCAUCUUCACUGGCGUUCGUCGGCAACCGAUUACGUGUUUAAGGAUUCGGCUGUCGAUGUGAUGCACAACGGAUUUAUUAAAACAUAA